AUGCCUUACUACGGCGUUAGAGUUGGGCGUCGCGUCGGUGUUUUCGAAAGUUGGUCUGAAUGUGAAAAUCUAGUGAAGGGCUAUACUGGGGCUCGCUAUAAAAAGUUUUCGUCAUACGACGAAGCUAAGAAAUUUGUUGAGGCUGAAGAUAACUCAGAGAACAUUCCUUCAAAAAAGCUCAAACUCGAUGUCGUAACUGACGGCCAGUCCAGUUUAGGGUGCCUCUCCUCGUGUGUGAAAGUCGCUGAAGAAAAUCCUGUUCAUGACGACGGAAAUCCAGGCAUGAUGACAUUCUAUCACGAUGCUUCGUGUCCACGACGCGUAAUGGUUUAUACAGAUGGUUCAUGCAAAGGUCCAACUGAUAAUCGUCACGCAGGUUAUGGUGUUUAUUGGGGACCCGACCAUCCAUGGAAUGUUUCCGAGCGUUUAGAAGGAGAACAGACAAACAAUAGAGCAGAAAUUGAGGCUGUAAUAUGUGCAAUUAGGCAGGCCAGAAGUGGAGGUAUAAACCACCUGGGAAUAGUUACAGACAGCAAGUUCACUCAAAGUUGUGCAACUGAAUGGGGUCCUCGAUGGGCAAAGAAUUCAUGGAAGUUGGCAAAUGGUGAAAAUGCUAAACUAAAAGAACCAGUUAAACGGUUGCUGGAAGCCAUCAAUGAAUCGGGGAUUGAAAUAACUUGGUAUCAUGUACGUGGUCAUAAAGGCAUUCAUGGGAAUGAAGAAGCAGACUCAUUGGCUAACAUUGGUGCUAGCAAACCAUUACCCAAGAAAUAA
Trichobilharzia szidati is the source of this 774-nucleotide messenger RNA. The record is from the annotation of a GenBank genome assembly. Lineage: Eukaryota; Metazoa; Platyhelminthes; Trematoda; Strigeidida; Schistosomatidae.